Molecule: messenger RNA, 796 nt
Organism: Sus scrofa (pig)
Lineage: Eukaryota; Metazoa; Chordata; Mammalia; Artiodactyla; Suidae
Gene: FABP7
Product: fatty acid binding protein 7
Molecular function (GO): lipid binding
Source: RefSeq, marked provisional
AUUGCAGUGGCCAUAAGAUCUGAAGAUUCUCGCCUCUGCCUCUUUAACCUGAUUCUGAAGCUAAAGGGAUUAGGGCAAGGAUGGUGGAGGCUUUCUGUGCUACCUGGAAGCUGACGGACAGUCAGAACUUUGAUGAGUACAUGAAGGCUCUAGGUGUGGGCUUUGCCACUAGGCAGGUGGGAAAUGUGACUAAACCAACGGUGAUCAUCAGUCAGGAGGGGGACAAGGUAGUGAUCAGGACUCAGAGCACAUUCAAGAACACAGAGAUUAGUUUCCAUUUGGGAGAAGAAUUUGAUGAAACCACAGCAGAUGACAGAAACUGUAAGUCUGUUGUUAGCCUGGAUGGAGACAAACUUGUUCAUGUACAGAAGUGGGAUGGCAAAGAAACAAAUUUUGUAAGAGAGAUUAAAGAUGGCAAGAUGGUCAUGACUCUUACUUUUGGUGAUGUGGUUGCUGUUCGCCACUAUGAGAAGGCCUAGGAAGCUUCCUGAUCUGGGGACGGAGAAGCUCUACAAUCUUUCUGUUUACUCAAGCCUCAGUGCUACACGGCUAUUACAGCAUAGCUGAUCACUAAUUAGAAGGUUAUCCUUGGUGUGGAGGUGGAAAAUGUGAUUUAAAACCUUGUUUUAAAAACUGGUUACUACGUGCAAUCAAAACCAAUUUUGAUCUGCAGAUUUAACACAUUUUAUAAUUCACAUUAAACUUUUCAGUUUUUUUUUUUUAAAUAUAGAAGUGGAUACAUUCUAUACUUUCCACUGGAAUGCAAACCACGUUGGAAUAAAAAUCUUAGACCCAU